AUGGUACUAGUUGCCUCAGAUAUCAUGGCAAACAAUGAGAAAAAACCAUACAUAUUACUUGUUAACUCAGAUAUCAUGGUAAACAUACUUUCUCGACUACCAGCGGAGUCGGCAUUAGCUUGCAGACAAGUUUGUAGAGCAUGGAGAAAUCUAUUUACGUUAGAUGAUAAAUACUUCAGUGACAUGCAUCUACGGCGAUUACUAAUGCAGCAACAGCAGACGUGUAACAGGUUGAGUUUUAUUUUCCAGGAUUUGUUUUAUUCUAUUUACUAUGUAGAUUUUGAUGAGAAAUCUCGCAAGAAACUUACAGAGAUCAACUUUCCCCUUCCGACUGAAACUAAGAGAUUGGUUGUUACAAGAGAAUGUUUGGAACUUCCAAAGUUUCUCACUGAGGAUGAAGAUAUUAAAGUUUACGAAAUAUUAUCCGGAUUUGGUUAUGUUCCUUCAAGCAACGAGUACAAAGUUGUUAGAAUCAUAGAGUACUAUGAUGGUGAUGAGUUGUUGUUGAAUUGUAAGCUACAAGUGUAUACUCUUGGUGCUGGCAGUGGCUGGAGAGAUAAAGGAAUGUUCGAUUACCGGCUUAUAAUAAUAGCGUUAAGGAAUGUGUUUGUCAAUGAAGCUCUUCACUGGCUGGAUUGGAGAGGGAAAAUUGUGGCUUUCGGUUUGGCAGAGGAGGAGUUCCACGUACUCGCAACACCACCGUGCUUACCUGGUUCAUCCAUCGGAGAAAUUUUCAGGAAGUUUCAACUCCAAGUACUGGGAGAGUCGCUCUGUCUUUUUCAUCAAAAAAGAGGAGGUAGACAUGCAGAUAUAUGGGUAUUAACAAAAGAUACUAGUUACGCUAAGAGUGAACAACAUUACGAGCCCUGGAGUUGGCAUAGACGGUAUACUCUUCCCCUUAACUUCACUUACGCGCAUAAAUGGUGGCAUGGAAGGAGAGGUUAUCCGUUUGCUGUUACUCAACGGGGUGAAGUUCUAAUUGCCACUUAUAAUAAUGAAAAAGAUACUGUUGCCAGUUCUUAUGAUCCAAAAACUACAACCUUAAAAAAGAUUGGGAAUCUAAAGAACACAAUUGUCCCCGGCCUUAACUCAGAAUCACACGUUAACAGUUUUGUUUCAUUGAAAGCAUUAGAAGAAGAAGAUGUAACAAAUGCUCAGAAGAAAGCAUAUACCAUACCAACUGCUGCAGCCAAUGUGUAG
This is a messenger RNA of Papaver somniferum (opium poppy), 1200 nucleotides long. RefSeq lists its product as uncharacterized. Bases 1 to 1200 code for a protein of 399 amino acids. Lineage: Eukaryota; Viridiplantae; Streptophyta; Magnoliopsida; Ranunculales; Papaveraceae. The record is from RefSeq and is a predicted model, not a curated record. Gene Ontology annotation, molecular function: protein binding. The transcript is spliced from 2 exons.